Mesorhabditis belari is the source of this 2322-nucleotide messenger RNA. The record is from the annotation of a GenBank genome assembly. NCBI's taxonomy places the organism in Eukaryota, Metazoa, Nematoda, Chromadorea, Rhabditida, Rhabditidae.
AUGUCGGACAAUCCGGAGAGCAGCAAGACUCAACCUGAAGAAGAUAUCAUCGAUCCAUUGUUCCAGAAGGAUUUCUUGUCACAGUUGCCACAGGAGGUUGCAUCUCGCAUCAUCGUCUAUUUGACACCGUGCGAUUUGACGGUUUGUGCUGGCGUUUCUCGGACGUGGCAGCGAAUUUGUGAAGAUGAUCGGACCUGGCGACAGAAAUGUUUGGAGAAAGGAUAUGUGAAAUUUGAUGCGCCAAGUUUUCGUUUUCUCGGAAGCUGGGCGACGAAUCGAGCAAAUGAGCAAGUGGGAAUCAAAAUCUUCUCACAUAUGAACCUCCAAGAAGCACAUCAGAAUCGACGAGAACGCGAGAUCACUUAUGGACAGUGUUAUGAGCGAUCGCCAUGGAAGUCACUGUACUUGCGGAAGAAGCGGAUCAUUUCCAAUUGGCUUUCCCGAGCGAUUCAAUCAAGCACUGUUCUUAAGGGCCGUGGCGAUGAACAUAUCAGUUGUCUACAAAUUCACUCUGGUCAUAUCAUAGCUGGGUAUCAUAGUAAGACGUUGUGGGUCUGGAAUGUUGAUGAUGCUGAACCGGCUUUCACUCUAACUGGCCAUAUCGGUAUGUUUUGGACGUCUCAAAUGAGUGAUGAUGGCAAAUACAUUGUCGGUGGCGCGAAUGAUGGAAUGGUGCGCGUUUGGUGUGGUCAAACCCGUGCACAGCGUCAUGUUCUGCAGGGGCAUACGAGUGAAGUGUACUGCAUGAGUCUACAUGGUACAACUCUUGUUUCUGGAUCUCACGAUCAAACGCUCCGAGUCUGGGACAUCGUUGACGGGAAAUGCCUUCACAUUUUGACUGGCCACAUGGCGGAGGUUUGCUGUGUGCAAUUUGAUGGAAUUCGGGUUGUGUCUGGUGCUGAUGAUUUUACUGUAAAGGUUUGGAAUGUACACACGGGAGAGUGUUUGCACACGCUGACGGGUCACACGAAGCCAGUCUCGAAGCCACUUUUGUUUGAGCCUGAGCGCGAUCUUGUCGUGUCGGGUAGUCAUGACGGAACGCUUCGCGUCUGGGAUGUGCAAAGAGGAACAUGCAUCGCAAUUCUUCUCAGUCCUGGAAGGGGCUGGGGCUCUGGCAUGCAACUUCGCGGAAACAUUUUGGCCUGCUAUUACGACUCGGACAUUUUUGUUUGGGACAUUCGUGACGGUGGUUCGUGCAUUCAUCGCUUACAAGGCGUAAAUGGUCACACGUCGUACAUCACUUCAUCUCAAUUGCUCGAGUCGGGACUUUUGGUAACAGCUUCUUACGAUGGCUGGGUCAAGCUCUGGGAUGUGGAUAAAGGUACCUUUGUUCGUGACCUCUCUGGUCGUAUCGUUAUUGGUUAUCAUGAUAAUACGUUGCGGAUUUGGAAUGUUGAUGAUGCUCAACCUGUUUUCACUCUAACUGGCCAGAUGGGUGUUGUUAAGACGUCUCAAGUGAGCGAUGAUGGCAAAUACAUUGUCAGUGGCUUGAUUGAUCGAACCGUGCGCGUUUGGUGCGGUCAAACCGGUGUACAGCGGCAUGUUCUGCAGGGGCAUGCGAGUAUGGUUAACUGCAUAAGUCUACAUGGCACAACUCUUGUAUCUGGAUCGUACGACCAAACGCUCCGAGUCUGGGACAUUAUCGACGGGAAAUGCCUUCAGAUUUUGACUGGCGACUUGGGGAUGGUUCGCUGUGUGCAAUUUGAUGGAAUUCGGGUGGUGUCUGGUGCCUUGGAUGGUACUGUCAAGGUUUGGAAUGUGCAGACAGGGGAGUGUUUGCAGACGCUGACGGGUCACACGAGGCGAGUCGAUUCACUUUUGUUUGAGCCAGAGCGCGAUCUUGUCGUCUCGAGAAGUCUUGAUAAAACGAUUCGCGUCUGGGAUAUACGAGGAGGAACAUGCAUCGCAAUUCCUAUCAGUGGAGAAUCAGUCUAUCGCUAUCGCCACUAUGGCAUGCAACUUCGCGGAAACAGUUUGGUGGCCUGCUAUACCGGCUCGGACGUUGGGGUUUGGGACAUUCGUGACGGUGGUUCGUGCAUUCACGUCCAUUUACAAGGCGUAAAUGGUCACGCGUUGAACAUCACUUCAUUGCAACUGCUCGAUUCGGGACUUUUGAUAACAAGUUCUGAGGAUGGCUCGGUCAAGCUGUGGGAUGUGGAUAAAGGUAUCUUUGUUCGUGACCUCGUUCGUCUUCAGGCUGGCAGUUGGAUUUCGCAUCUCGAAGCGACCGAAACAUUUCUUUUAUGUGAAAUUGAAUCGGAACCGGGAAACAGAACCGAGAACACAGAGCUCAUCUUGAUCGAUUUUGACGCAUCGUAUCCA